ACAUCCUCCAACAUCUCCCUCCAUAAUUUUACAGACAUUUUGCACCUGCAACAUCAACCACCUCCAGGAAACUUUCCAUGGCCGACGACAAGAAGCUCCAUAUAGUAAUGUUCCCAUGGCUAGCUUUCGGCCAUAUGAUUCCUUAUCUUGAGCUCUCCAAACUCAUUGCUCAGAAGGGUCACCGUGUCUCCUUCGUUUCUACUCCCAAAAACAUCGAUCGUCUUCCCACCAAACUCCCUCCCCAUGUAUCUCCUUUACUCACCUUUGUCAAAAUUCCUCUCCCUCAAGUUGACAAUCUGCCCGCAAAUGCAGAGGCCACAUCCGAUCUCCCUUACGACAAAGUUCAGUUUCUCAAAAAGGCCUUCGACGACCUUAAACAACCCCUCUCUGACUUUCUUCGAACUUCCGAUGCAGACUGGAUCUUGUUCGACUUUGUUCCCUAUUGGAUCGGUCAAGAGAUUGGACCCAAUCUCCGGAUUAAGACGGCUUUUUUCAGUAUCUUCAUUCUCCAAUCUAUGGUAUUUGUCGGACCUAUGUCAGGGGACCAUCGGAUGAAAAUUGAGGAUUUCACGGUUCCUCCUGACUGGAUCCCCUUCCCCACUACCGUAGCAUUUCGUCACUUUGAAAUUAAGAAGGUUUUCGACUUUGUCGACGGUAAUACCACCGGGGUUUCAGAUUUAGAUCGCUUAAAAAUGAGUGCUCACUACAGCGAUUUAGUGGUUGUGAGAGCCUGCCCUGAGUUCGGACAGGAUUGGAUUCAAUUGCUUGGAGAUGUAUACGGUAAAAAUAUCUUCCCAAUUGGUCAGCUUCCGACGUCAGAGUAUAAUUUCGAAGACGAAAAUUCAGCAUGGCAGUCGAUUAAAGAAUGGCUUGACAAACAACCCAAAGCAUCAGUGGUCUAUGUGGCAUUCGGGAGCGAGGCCAAGCCUAGUCAGGACGAACUAACAGAGAUUGCUUUAGGGUUGGAAAAAUCAGAGUUGUCGUUCUUUUGGGUUUUGAGGACACGGCUAGGACUGUCCGACCCGGAUCCAAUUGAGUUACCCAAGGGCUUCGAGGAACGAACCAAAGGGCGGGGUGUUGUGUGCACCACUUGGGCGCCGCAAUUGAAAAUAUUGAGACAUGACUCAGUGGGUGGGUUUUUGACACACUCUGGUUGGAGCUCUGUUGUGGAAGCUAUUCAGAGUGAAAAAGCUUUGAUAUUACUGUCUUUUCUGGCAGACCAAGGAAUCAUUUCGAGAGUGUUGGAAGAGAAGAAGAUGGGUUAUUGUGUUCCAAGAAACCAAUUUGAUGGUUCGUUUACAAGGGUCUCGGUGGCAGAAUCAUUGAAGCUAGUAGUGGUGGAGGAAGAAGGUAAGAUUUACAGAGAGAGAAUAAGAGAAAUGAAGGAUUUGUUUGUGAACAAAGGAAGAGACGAGAAGUUAAUGGAUCGGUUUCUGAGCUACCUAAAGACGCAUAGAAAUGCCAAGUGAGGAUAUCUUUAAUGUUGAUAGAAUAUUGGAGUGUAUCAAGAGAGCUCACUCAAAGCUCAAUUUCUGAUGUAUUAUAUGUUGUUUGAUUAAUAAGUUUGGUAUUUUCUGUUAAUCAGUUGCAUAAAUUGUUUAUCUCUUUUACCGUGAGUCACCUAUUUAAGGUCAUUGUGUUGAUCAUUUUAUCAACAGUAACAAAAGUCAUUUUAUGAUCAAUUUCUUGUUGUUUAGAAUUCUAUUAUGGUACCAGAGUUUGAAGUCUAAUGACUGAAUUUUUUUUUUUUCGGAGAUGGAUACUCCCACCAAAGAUUAGUAUUCGGCUGAGACAACUUCAUCUACAACUCCAUUCAAGGUAAUCAAUCCAGGAAGUAAAAUUACUACUCUGAAGCUUGAUGAAAGUAAUUUUGUAUCUUGAAAACUUCAAAUUACCACAAUCCUAAGAAGAUAUGAACUUGAAAGAUUCAUUGAUCAAGAACGCACUACUUCGUUGAAGUUUCUUC
Benincasa hispida (wax gourd) is the source of this 1966-nucleotide messenger RNA. The record is from RefSeq and is a predicted model, not a curated record. Lineage: Eukaryota; Viridiplantae; Streptophyta; Magnoliopsida; Cucurbitales; Cucurbitaceae.